GGAUGGAAAAAAGCACGAUACGGAAGAGCUGUUGCUGUUAUGCGACUUCGGAAGGAUGAUGGAACAAAGGCUGUGUUUAACCCGCAGCAUCAAAAUAAUCUCAAACGGUUUACUGAACGCGAUUUGGAACAACUGGAGCAGAUGCCGUCUGACGCAUCGUCGUCGGAAUCGCAUGCAGUCAACGAUAAGAGUGAUGACGGAUUACAGAAAUUGAAACUCAUGAAAGAGAAUCAAGACAAGAUGGCAAAUCUAAAGAUGGUCUCAUCACAGUCACCCUCAAUAAUAGACGGACUAAAACAGUUGUCCUUGGAUAAAAAUAAAGAUAUGAAUAAAAAAGAUCAAAAUACAAAGGCUGAGCAGGUAAUGGAAACAGACGACCUUCCCCCAAAGGAUCCAGCUUCCACACCAAUGCCGGAUGUAUCAAAAGACGUGCGAAUCGAGAUAAAUACGGAUUUAAAGCAAUUGUUUGGUCCGGCUACGGCGAAAC
Molecule: messenger RNA, 487 nt
Organism: Paraglomus occultum
Lineage: Eukaryota; Fungi; Glomeromycota; Glomeromycetes; Paraglomerales; Paraglomeraceae
Source: the annotation of a GenBank genome assembly